Molecule: messenger RNA, 477 nt
Organism: Racocetra persica
Lineage: Eukaryota; Fungi; Glomeromycota; Glomeromycetes; Diversisporales; Gigasporaceae
Source: the annotation of a GenBank genome assembly
GACUGCAUCAGUCCUGGUGGCUCUGUCUCUCCCUCCUGUCUCUCUAACUAUAACAACGCCCUAGCCGCUGGCUACAAAUAUAUUGAUUUAUAUUUCUUCCCUUGUACAGGCUACACUAGCUGCAAAUCGCCUACAACUCAAAUCAAUGAGUUAGUUAGCUUUGUAAAUAGCAAUCACAUGCUAGUGCAAACCAUCUGGCUUGACUUUGAAAAGUCAUCAGAUUGUACUUCGAACUGGAACCUCGGUGCGACAGGUAAUAUUGCCUUAGCAAAGAAAUUCACAGAAGCUGCUAAAACAACCGGGCUGAACUGGGGUAUUUACUCAUCAAAUGGUAAUUGGAAGACUCUCUUCGGCACUGCAAGUGCUGUUGUUGACAGUAGUUUUAAGGUUUGGUACGCGAGCUAUGAUAAUCAAGAUAACUACAAUGACUGGUCUAGUAGAAUGGCAUUUGGUGGCUUUGUAAGCCCUUCUGGAAAG